AUGUCAGAAAAGAAGAAUAGCAUGUCACUAUCUCGAGUGGAUAUUACCGCUGGUAAUAAGACUCAGUUUGACCGAGCUUCCGAAGAUUAUGAGGGGACUCUUUUAAUGAUUCUUCGUUCAAAAAUCCUCUUAAAGAAGAUUAUUGAACAAAAGAUGUAUCAAGAACGUAUCAAACGGGGUAAUCUUUCCGCCAAAGAAAUCUCGGACUUGUUAAAGAAUCAAAGUGAAGAAGAUGACGAAGAUUUCAUUUUGAAGAUCACUGAGUUACGUCGUUCUUUGAUGAGUGAGAUUAUGAAGAAUUCCGACUUAGAGCGAGAGAUCAAUGAAGUUGAAAUGCGAAUUACUUUGUUAGUUCAAAAUGCCGGUGCGGUGAUGACCAAAGAGAAGAAGAAAAAGAAGAAAGGCCUUGAUGAAGAUACCACAUCGACCAUUGUCUUGACUCAAGAGAAGAAGGAGUUAUAUGGAAAUUUGUUCCACUUGUUACAAACCGAACCGGUGUACUUAGCUCGACUUAUCAACUCUUUAGUCCAGUCUGAAUCUGAUAUUAAAGAAAUGUUGAAUUGUAUUAUUCUGAACCUUUUCAUGGAAGGGAAGACAACACGAGAAGACUAUUUGAUCUUGAAAGUCAUGAGAACGGCUAUGGAGCAACAAUUGAGUUUGAUGGUUCCUCUCUUCACGCAAAUUCAGAACCAGGGAGUCGUCCCACAGAUGAUGAUUGCUUAUGCGAGAAGAAAAGAAGGUGUCGAGUUCUUACAGACAACUUUUGCGCCAUGCAUGCAGAAGUUCAAUAAGGAGUUCCCAGCGUAUAGAAAGCUUGAAUUGAAUGGGAAGAAGAUUCUUGAUGAUUAUAUUAAUGAAAAGGAACAGGCGACGGGUGGAGUCUCUCCACUUCGUAAUCUCCCUGUUGAAAAAAUCUCUGAAGAGCCUGAAUUAAAGAAAAAGAUAGAAGAGAGAGUCACUUCAUUGAAAGAGGCUUGUAAUAUCUUCUAUGAUACUAUUAUAUCGAGCAUUAAUCAAUAUCCAUAUGGUCUGAGAUACUUAUGUAAAGUCAUUAAUGAAGGAUCUGUCCAAGCUAACCCAUCUACUCCAGAUUCCGAGUUACUGAAAUACACUGGGUACUUCAUGUACUAUAGAUUUGUAGGACAAUAUAUCACCGCGACAGAGACGGGACAGUCCUAUGACCAAAUUCAAAACAUUUUGAUGAUCAAUAAGAUCUUCCAACAGCUGUUCCAACAACAAGAACCGUUCCCAAAUACAGAGGCGAACUUGUGGAACUUACCAAUGAACGCUUGGAUCAAUGAAAGAUGCGGAGCAGUCAAACAAUUCCUUUUGGACUUCACUGAUGUCGACCCCCCUGAGGUCAAAUUACAGAUUGAUAAGUAUAUGACCAUGGUCCAGGAUAUGAGACCAGUCGUUGUCAUGUCGCUUGCUCAGUUAAAGAUGUUCCAUCAAGAGUUGGUUGAUCACGUUGACGAUCUUGCUGCGAGCAAAGACGAUCCUUUAAGAGAGAUUUUGGCUGAUUUGAAGGAUGUCCAAUUGUAUGAGGGGAAGGACGUUUCGUUGACUUUGACAAUUUCAAAACACGUCCGUCAGUCUUCUGAAGAUGAAGAACAAGUCUUGUAUAACAAGACCAAGUCGAUGAUCAUUUCCUUCUUCAAGUUCAUUAAAAACUCCGACACGGUCAUUAACACCAUCCAAGAUGUGUUGGGCGAGACGGAGAGACUUGCAAAAGAGAAGAACAAUGAGACUGUCUUGAAGAACUUGGAAGAUACUAAGAAGAAUUUAGAGGCUUUGGAAGCUAAAGGCCUUGUGACGAAAGAGGACGGCUACAAACAGUUCCUGAAGGACGUCGCCGUUGAAAUUUCGAAUCGGGCUGAGAUCAAAGAACAGCAACAGAAGGAAUUGACUCGACUUGAAUUGUCGAUUAAACAAGCUUUGAAGAAACAGAAGGACUCCCAAGACGUCUUAACUGCAUACAAAGACUACUGCCAACAGUGUGUCCAGAGAAUUUGCCAGGGCAAACAGAAGAAGGGGAAGAAGGGCACAGCAGGCAAAUUGUUCAAGCCAAAGGAGUAUUCAUACAACGAUCUUGUCAAGAAGGGAGUUAUUCUGAACUCAGUCAUUCCAAAGGCUAUGAGGAAGAUGACGAAGGUGAUAAUCUCAUCGGAGGAGGCUGGUGUUUUCAACGUCCAAGUCAAAUUGCCUGCUAUUGCUUCUGAAAACGUCGAUUUGAAAUUGGAGGAAUUGCUUGAAAAAAGAGAAAAGGGUGUUAGAUCGCUUGACAUCAAUUCACAAAUCGAACUGGAUGUGAGUAUGACCAUUUAUAUGAUGAACCAACUCAUAUCAAAGUAA
Molecule: messenger RNA, 2352 nt
Organism: Entamoeba invadens IP1
Lineage: Eukaryota; Evosea; Mastigamoebida; Endamoebidae
Product: ras GTP-ase activating protein, putative
Exons: 1
Coding region: 1-2352 (783 amino acids)
Biological process (GO): regulation of actin cytoskeleton organization; regulation of GTPase activity
Cellular component (GO): cytoplasm
Molecular function (GO): calmodulin binding; GTPase activator activity; actin filament binding
Source: RefSeq, a predicted model, not a curated record